Molecule: messenger RNA, 1738 nt
Organism: Leptinotarsa decemlineata (Colorado potato beetle)
Lineage: Eukaryota; Metazoa; Arthropoda; Insecta; Coleoptera; Chrysomelidae
Product: nicotinamidase
Molecular function (GO): calcium ion binding
Source: RefSeq, a predicted model, not a curated record
CUUGGCGCUUGGUCCGUAGUUUCCCCUCAGCUGCAGCGUCAUGGCUAGCACAAAUUUCAUUGAUUUUGUGUGUAAUCCUGAUUCCACGUGCACUAUGGACGCAUGCUUCAUGGCGUUUGACAAGAAUUGUGAUGGAAAACUAAAUUUGGAUGAAUUCAGGGUUCUUUGUCAAGCCUUAUUCAGGAACAAUAGCGGCGUGACCUACGAACUCAAGGACUAUGAGUUGCGAGAUAUCUUUACGAUUUUUGAUAGCAAUCAUGACGACUUUAUUGAUAGAGAUGAAUUCACCUAUUGCUGGAACAAUUGGAUCAAAGUGAUCGUACGCCCAAUCUCAGCCAUCCUCAUCAUCGAUGUCCAGAACGACUUCAUCUGUGGCACUCUAGAUAUCAGUAAAUGUCCAGCGAAACAAAAUGCCGAAGAAGUUAUCCAACCAAUCAACAGUUUGCUGGAUACUCUGGAGUUCGACGCUAUUUUCUAUUCGUACGAUUGGCACCCAAGCGAUCACGUGUCGUUCUUGGACAACAUCAAUUUGAGAAAGCUGCACGAAUCGAGUCCGAAGAAAGACCCCGAGACAGUUCAGUUAUAUGACACGGUGGUUUUUGAAGGGGAACCCCCCGUGACGCAGAGAAUGUGGCCGAGACAUUGUGUUCAGAAUACUUGGGGCAGUGAGCUACACAAAGAUCUCAAGGUAGUGGAAAAUGCGACAAAAAUUUAUAAAGGUACGAAUCCCGAAGUUGAUUCCUACUCAGCGUUCUGGGACAAUUCCAAAUUGACAGAUACAAAACUAGCAUAUCAACUGAAGAUGCGGAACAUCACCGAUGUGUACGUUUGUGGAGUGGCGUAUGACGUUUGUGUCGGCGCAACCGCAAUUGAUGCCAUCUCCAGUGGCUUCCGUACCAUCUUGCUUGAUGACUGCUGUAGAGGAGUGGAUUUGCUAGAUAUCGAAAAGACGAAGAAUACUGUGAUAAAGAACCAUGGGGUAGUUGUCAACUCGAACCGUGUAAAGAAUAUGGUCGAGGGCAAUGAUCGAAGACCGGAGCUUGGAUAUAAAUUAGCAUUAAAUCUAAAAGAACAAAAACAGAAUUCUGUUUAGGAAUAUGUAACAGUACUUAAAUGAUUAAGAACAGUGUCUGACAUUUGGCAUUUGUUUAUAGCUUUGUGAUAAUUAAUGUAUUUUGAAAUUAGGUUCCAGAGAUGUACUUAUAGAGUAAGUGUUGAUUAGAUUGUUAUUAUGCGGUUGAAUUUCGCAUUCGCUCCUAAUGCUUCCUCUUCAAUUCCUAGAAAUAGUAGAGUAGCUGUACAGAAUCCACUGUGGCCAUGAGUUUAUUUAAUCAGGACACAAAAUAGUCACUGUGAAUAAGAUCGAAGGCUAACAAUAUCCUAAUGUAUCAAUGAAAUCAUUGUAUUCAAAUCAAUAUCACCUGUUUGAUACCAGUAUGACGUUAGACUAUGAUAUUCAACUAAUGAUAAGGUCUUGAUUAAAACUUGAAAUUUUAUGUACAACAGAAUAUUACAUGCUGUAUGAUCUCACAGAAUACUUGUUUUGGAAUAAGAUGUCUGAAAUGUUCUGCUCUUAUGGUUUUUUUGAUACCUUUUGAGUAGAUACAUUUUGAAAAGGUAGAAAUAAACUUGAAAUGAUGUAUUAUUUCGAUGACAAAUUAUUAUAUAUAGUAAACUGAUCUUAAAUGGGUACUUAUAUUCUGAUAAAAGCAUUCAAUAUAAAGAAUUAUGAGAGCGA